Molecule: messenger RNA, 5546 nt
Organism: Cynoglossus semilaevis (tongue sole)
Lineage: Eukaryota; Metazoa; Chordata; Actinopteri; Pleuronectiformes; Cynoglossidae
Exons: 11
Coding region: 293-5374 (1693 amino acids)
Biological process (GO): regulation of transcription by RNA polymerase II
Molecular function (GO): DNA-binding transcription factor activity, RNA polymerase II-specific; RNA polymerase II cis-regulatory region sequence-specific DNA binding
Source: RefSeq, a predicted model, not a curated record
GGUAGAUUUUCUAGGAAUUAACAGGGCGAAUGACGAUUCGCGUUUAUUACAACAGUAAAGUUUUUACCUGCGCCGUAAUUUUCCCGGAAGCAGACCAAAAUAAAAACGCAAAACGUAGUGUGACCAACAGAGGGCAUAAGUGCUACAAUCGGCGCUAGGCUCGGACCGAUGAAGAAGAAGUAGAGGAAGACCAGCAUUAAAAACAGCAACAUCAGAAUCGUUUCUACGACCUCCAGAUGAGAGAUACGACUUUAUUUCGGCUUUAACGAAGUUCUGAGUUUCACUCGGCAGGAUGUCGUUUCCGUCCACGUUCGGUGCGCAGGUCACAGCCAUCAUGAACGUGUUGGCCAGAUCUGCGGUGGCUGAGAUAACGAAGCUGGUGGAAGACGGGAGUGUGGUCCUCCGUCUGGAGAUGCGUCAGAAGGACAACGAGAUCCAGGAGCUGCAGAGAAGUUUGAAGAUGAUGGAGGUUGAACUGUGCAAAGCUCAGGAGGCGUUCAUCACCCGAGCAGCGGAGAAGAAGACCGAGCAGAUGACAGUGGGAACACAGGUUUCAACUCAGGAUGUAAAGGUAGAGGAGCAACAGUUUGCAGGACAUCUGGUUCCAAGUCCUGAUUCACUCAGCAAAUGUGGACAAGAGGCAGAAGAGAGUGAUGGAAUGAAGCUCAGGGUGAAAUGUGAACCAGCGGAUGAUCUUCAAGUCCAUGAAACAUCUGACAACAUCAUGUCGGCCGCAGCCACAGUUCGGUUAGAACCAAAGGAUCCAGAUGAACCCAUUUGGUCGUUAGCUGUUUGCGGUGUGUUUGAGGACGGCUUGGCACCAACGCAGCAGCAGAUGUUCCCCACUAACACUGAGCAGCUUUCCGCCCACAGAAGUACAGAAUAUUCUUAUCACUCCCCGAACAAUACAGCACUGGAAAUCACAGACGAUUCAUUCGGUGUGCCCAAAGUGAAGGUCGAGGUCCCACCUGUGUGCGUGUUGAGUGCCGUUUUAGAGUCUGUACAUAAUCAACCACAGCGGCAUGCUUCACAGCCUGUAGUCAGUGAGAGUCAAUACUCACCAUCAUUUCUCCAACAUACUAGGCUGUCAACGGCUUUACCCCAGACCCACAGAUCUACCACAGUCACUGCAGACGGCAUGAACAACCUGAGAGUGAAGCGGGUGAUGUCUGCAUGUAAAGUGAACCAGAAAUUCUUCACCUGUUCUGUGUGCAACAAGAGCUUUCCUCGUGUGUCUCAGCUGGAGGAGCACAGAGCAGUGCACCAGAUCUCCAAGCCCUUCAGGUGCCUCGAGUGUGGGAAGAUGUUUACCCAGAAAACCCGGCUGAAAUCGCACCAAAGUGUGCACACGGGAGAGAGACCAUUCAGUUGUAAAAUUUGCGGUAAGAUGUUUUCGCGGCAGGACAACUGCAUCAGACACGAACGCUUCCACACCGGCCAGAAGCCGUUCAGCUGUGGACUGUGUGGGAAGAGCUUCACGGUGCAGGCUAACCUCAAAAUCCAUCAAGAGAUUCACCUGCAGGGAAGAUUUGGCUGCUGCUGUCGCCGAUCUUCCUUCACCGUAAAGAUGUUGAGCAGCGUCGCUCUGCGGACUCGCAUCACCUCCAUCAUCGAAGCCCUGUCAAAGGCUGCCGUGGCGGAGAUCUCCAAAGUGGUGGAGGACGACAUGGUGGUGCUGCGGCUGGAGGUGUGCCAGCGGGAGAACGAGAUCGAGAAGCUGAAGAGCAACAUCGAGGUCCUUCACACGGAGCUGAGAGCAGCUCAGGACAGAGCCGUGACCCAGAGACCCGAGAGCCGCGGAGCGGAGGGUGGUCAGAAAGGACCUGUGGUCCAGAGGACUUUACCAGAACGUGUAUUUGCCAUAAAGGACAACAGCAGCCUGUCAGUGCCUGUGGUCAAAGUCAAACCUGAACUUGUGGAACAUGCAGGUAGUGAGCUAAGAGGACCAACCAAUCAGGUCGGAGCAGAGGCGGCCCUGUAUGAGGGCAACCGUGGACCGUGGAGGUCCGCAACGCAAAGCGAGGAGGGACACAACAACUCAAACUUUUUAAACGUACGACACAACUCCCUGACGUGUCUCCCAGAAUCCUCCAUCAAUCCCACUCUCACUGUGUCGUGCAGCAGCAGCUCCGUCGGGUUCCAGCCCAGUCCGUUCAGCCGCGGGCUGCUGGGCAACAGUCAGUACCGUAACCUGUACAACACUGUGCGCAGGAGGACGGUGAAGAGGCUGAUGUUUAAGAAGGGCUUCAUCUGUCCGUACUGCGGCAAAUGUUUUGAACGUGCCGGUCACCUGGAGAGACACAAAAGGAUUCACACGGGGGAGAAACCAUACCGGUGUGACAUUUGCGGGAGACGCUUCAAUCAGAAGUGCAGCCUGAAGGAGCACACCAAGAUCCAUCGAAGAAAUCUUCAGCCCAGACCAGUGGAGGUCCAGGCAGCUGAGGAGAAGAAGAUUUUCGAAGCGUUUCCGCGCAUGGACACGAAGCACUGUGAAGAAGAGAACAAGAAGAAGGUGGAAGAACUCCUGCCGAACAACGACGUGAUUCCACCAACACCUGUACAGGUCAAAUCUGAACCUGUGGAGGAGAAUGUAACACAAUCAGCGCCCCCUGGAGGAAAUGAACAGAUGACAGGGAAGGAGGAGGAAAGAGUUGACAACCACGUAGAGAACUUGACAGCCUUAAAGAGAGACAGCCAGCCCUGGAUGUCCAGAGUACCAGGACAGAACAACACAGACAUGAACAGUGUGGAAUAUCUCAGCAGCCCAACCCAGAGUGUGACCUACCCCCGGAUAGGGCAGUUGCUCUCUCCGACGGUCCAACCUUCCUGCAGCACCUACCCUUUUCCUGGCAAACCUUAUGGAGAGCUCAACAACAACAUGAUGUCCCAAAACCACUACGGAUCUUUGGACACACUUUUGAUUCCCAGCGACGCGGGUUUGCACGGAAUGUCCGAGGGAAUGCUGAACCACCAGCGUCCGAGGAGAGGCCGACCUCUGCAGACAUUCAAACCAAAGAAAAGCUUCAUCUGCACGUACUGCGGCAAGAUAUUCGAGCGCUCGGGCCACCUGGAACGGCAUUUACGAAUUCACACUGGGGAGAAACCUUAUGGAUGUCACAUCUGCGGGAGAUGCUUCAAUCAGAAGAGUAGCCUGAAGGGCCACAUGAAGACACAUGUACAGAGGGAGAAUACAGAUGUGCUGGAGACUCAUCACCUGAUGUUCACGAUGUCAGACGAUCACCAACUAGAAAGCCUGGCCGAGUCGAAGCCUGAGCUGAAGGUUUUUGAAGAACAGUUAGCAGGCAGAGAGACUCACGCUGAACAAACGGUUCUGGUGAAAGUGGAACCCAACAGAACCAACUUCCAGACCCUGGUGGGCCAGACGCAGCUUGACAAUGGCACUGUGGUUCCAGACCAAAGUGAGCCGUGGACAUCUGGGAUGGAGGGCGGCAACGCUGCACGGACGGUCCAUAUGAUGUCACAUGACGUCCAGUAUCACCUCAGUCCCCCCGCAGCCAAUGAGCAGCAGGGGUUUCCAUGUAAAUCACCAGUCAAGGAUCUGGCUUUUGUAAACGACGGCAGCCAGGACGAAGUUUUGCACAGAGGUCAGUUUUCAAUGAUGGCGCCGCAGAGGAGCACAGACGUGACUCUAACAGCUGACUUCCAGGAACAUCACCUGAAACAGGAAGUGGUUGUGAAUGACUACAGCACAGCCGCUCACGACGGGGUCCGGGAGGGAUUCGAUUUCACUAUGACUUCCUCAGAAAACCAGGAGGAGCGCUGUGGCUCGGAUCCCGUCAGACAGAACAGCUUCAUUUGCUCCGCGUGUGGGCAAAGCUUUGACAGUUUUGGUUUGUUUCAGCUGCACCAGUGUCAGAACGUCAUCGAUUGGAACCAAAUAGAUCCUCACCGCCUCCCUAGUUUUGCUGUUUUUCCAUCGCGCCUCUACUGUUGUUUUUACGGUAAAUUACUUCGCCACACGGAAGAAAGGCUUCUGUUAGCCAUAGCUAGGUGUACUGAUCUCUCCUCGAUCAUGGAGGUGCUGGUGAAGGCAGCGGUGAUGGAGAUCUCCAAACUGGUCGAUGACAAAUGUGCGUUUCUGCAUCUGGAGAUCAGCAGAAAGCAGAGCGAGAUCGAGAUGCUGAGGAGGAAAGUGUUGACGACGGAGAGCAGAAAUGCGCAGCUUCAGCGGGGAUUUGAAAAUUACAUGAACCGAGGAACUGACGGGAGAACUAACUGUCCACAUCCCGCAGGAGACAUGAAGUUUUCAGAGAUUGAAGACGCAACAGUUACCUUCACAAUAAAAGAAGAAAGUCCAGAUGAACAGAUAUGGAUCAGAAAUACCAGUGGUCCAAUCGGUGGUUCUGUGCAGUACGCUAAUCCAGGAAACGCUCCAGAAAGACAGCACCUUGAGGAGACAUCAGACUUUGGAGACCUGUGUGACUCUAGUCAAAAUCCUGUAGAUGUCACUGUUCAACAUUUCACUGUCAAGACUGAGAAAGAGGAGAACCAUUCAGGGUUUAACCAAGAUGGUUGCCAGCACAGUGCUGGAAAGCAUACUCAGUUGAGUGCAGAGUUUUCCAUGGAUGACAGAGAACAUCAGCUGUGGUCAUCUAUAAUGGAAAUUAAUCAAAUUGAUGCUGGUUUCCCAGACUUUUCUAGUAUGGUAGAUGAAUAUUCCAACACCUUUCCGGAGCAUGCAGACCAUAAUGUGGUUUCUAAUGAGAGCAAGUCAAAUGCUAGUGUCUCACAAUCGUCUACUCAGAGGCAGUGUAAUGGGAUAUACAAUGGUGAUUUUCAGAAGGAUGUUGCACCGUCGUCCGUUUUCCAGGGCAGAGCUCAGGGUGGACUUCUACAGCAAGAAAGACAGAGAGAGCAGCAUAUUUUUCAGCAGAGAAACUCGUUGCAAGUUGCAAACCUGAGGCAGCCAAGUGAAAACUCUGAGAGCUCCACAGCUACAGAAAAACCUCAGUCACAGAACACCUUCACAUCAGGCAGCUACCAAACCUCCACACAACAGAAAACUCAGUCUGGCACAGCACGGGGGUAUGUCUGCUCCCUGUGUGGAAAGACGUACAGCUUCUUGCACCAGUUUAAAAUGCACCAGCAUGACCACAAGAGAAAGCGAGCCUUCUGGUGCGCGGUGUGUGGAAAGACCUUCCAGUGCUCCUCCCAUCUCAGCAUUCACCACCGGACACACACCGGUGAAAAGCCGUACAGCUGCAGUCAGUGCGGCAAGAGGUUCACGCAGCAGAGCAGCCUGAGGGUCCACCAGCGGGCACACAGUGGUGAGCGGCCCUACAGCUGUACGCAGUGUGGGAAAACUUUUAUUCUCAUGCACCAUUUGAAACGGCACAGAAUUGUUCACAGCUAGAGCUGAGGGCAGACUGACUGCCGCACCAACACAGAAGAAAUUCAAAGACUGAACAGCUCAACAUUUCUGGAUUUGUUUACUGGUUUUCUACGUAACUGCAUGGUCUGCUUUGCAAAAUGCAUCUUGAUAAACUGUAUUAAUCCUUCAAAAAUAAAUUAUAUAUUUUUCAUCA